AGUUCACCGUAGAUUGGCUUAAUUUGAGAUUAACCAGGACUAGAAGAAAGAUGCAUUCUGAAGAUUGCUCCCUAACAGAGAACAGCUCCUUGGAAAGAGGACGACAAAAUAAUGCUGCCAGUCUGCACUUUGCAACGCAUCAUGAAGGAUCCCUUCAAGUUCCCAUUCCAUGUGCUGUAGUGAAUGUGGUCAUCAUCACUAUGUUGGUCAUAGCUCUCGUUGCUUUAUCAGUGGGCCAGUACAAUUGUCCAGCCCAAUAUAAACCUUCAGAAUCAUCAAACAACCGUGUUGUUUCAUGCUCAGAUGAUUGGAUUGGAUACCAGAGGAAAUGCUACUUUAUUUCCAAUGCAACAAAGAAUUGGACCUUGGCCCAAAACUCUUGCUUCAAACUUGGUGCUACUCUAGCUCUCAUUGAUUCUGAAGAGGACAUGACCUUUUUAAAACGGUAUGUGGGCAGAGCUGAACACUGGAUUGGCCUGAAAAAUGAUGGUCAGAAAUGGAAAUGGGCAAAUGGCAACGAAUUCAACAGGUUCAACCUUACAGGAUCAGGGAACUGUGCAUUUCUGAACAGCACAGAGGCCAGCAGCACAGAAUGUGGAAAGAGUUUACACUGGAUAUGUAGUAAACCCCUCAAAUAAUGAAGAAUCGUAUUUGGUUACAGAUUAUUAUAUCAUGAAACUCAAGGGUGUUGAUGGAUGCUGCUCUACGCUCAAACAUUUUUCAUAAAGACUUUGUGAAAAAAAGUUUGUAUUAUUUUGGAAACCUUCUUCCAAACAAGACUGUGGAAAAGAGGGAGAGAAAUUCCAGGAAUAUCUGCAUUAUGGAAUACCUUCGUCAUGAGCUGAAAACAUCAAAGAUUGAUGGAUAUAUAUGUCCAAGAAUGAGAAGAAUGACUUUAAACCUUUUGAAUGCACUUUAUACUUUUUAAAAUUCAGAAAUAAUAAAAUAGCUAGGUUUAGAGUUAUUAUUUAUUGUUUAAUGACUACCAACGAUAGGUGUCCUUCAUGCAUUUGCACUAUUUGAAGGAAUUAGAUAACAGUAUUAGAAACUGAAUGUAAACAAAAGAACUUUUAACUGGUUACAUAGAUAUGUAGUCUAAAUGCAUUUGUUAAAUGCAGAGAACAUUUUUAAGUGAACAAGUGCUUCUGAAACUAAGCUUUGUAAUAUUUCUCUCUUUUUGGAGAUGUUUGCCAGGUUACUUUGUCACUUUCUCUCCCCUCCCCAAAGAAUGGAAUGACUAUGUAUUUAUGUUGUUGUUGUUGUUUUUACUUCUUUAAUGUCUUUUUGUUGUUGUUG
Molecule: messenger RNA, 1296 nt
Organism: Molossus molossus (Pallas's mastiff bat)
Lineage: Eukaryota; Metazoa; Chordata; Mammalia; Chiroptera; Molossidae
Gene: CD69
Product: CD69 molecule
Exons: 5
Coding region: 51-638 (195 amino acids)
Cellular component (GO): external side of plasma membrane
Source: RefSeq, a predicted model, not a curated record